GUAGUCUUCCUACCUCCCACAAGAUGGCGGAGGGCAAGUAGCAAGGGGGCGGGGUGUGGCCGCCGGAAGCCUGGCUGCUGCUGGGGGAGAUCUGCGGGCUAAGCCCCGGGAGCAGUGGACCGAGGUUGGCUCGAUGCUGUUCCCGGGAACUGCUGUUGGGUGUUGGUGAGGAAGGUGAGGCACGCAGUUGCCUUCUCGGGCCCCGGCGCCCCCUAUGUACGCCUGCCUGGGCUCGGGUCCGGUCGCCGCAUUGCCCGCUUCUGUACCACCCUCAACUCUCGGGUCCUGGAGCACCGACGGCAGCAGGAGCUGCGUCCGGCAGGAGACGAAGAGCCCAGGCGGCGCUCGUACUUCUGGCCACUGGGCGAGUGUCUGGCAGGAAGUACUUAAACAACUACAAGGAAGUAUUGAAGAUGAAGCUAUGGCUUCCUCUGGACAGAUUGAUUUAUUAGAGCGUCUUAAAGAGCUUAACUUAGAUAGCAGUAAUUUCCCUGGAGUAAAACUACGGUCAAAAAUGUCCCUCCGUUCUUAUGGAAGCCGGGAAGGAUCUGUAUCAAGCCGUUCUGGAGAGUGCAGUCCUGUUCCUAUGGGUUCCUUUCCAAGAAGAGGGUUUGUAAAUGGAAGCAGAGAAAGUACUGGAUAUUUAGAAGAACUUGAGAAAGAGAGGUCGUUGCUUCUUGCUGAUCUUGACAAAGAAGAAAAAGAAAAAGACUGGUAUUAUGCUCAACUUCAGAAUCUCACUAAAAGAAUAGAUAGUCUUCCUUUAACUGAAAAUUUUUCCUUACAAACAGAUAUGACCAGAAGGCAAUUGGAAUAUGAAGCAAGGCAAAUCAGAGUUGCAAUGGAAGAACAACUAGGUACCUGCCAGGAUAUGGAAAAACGAGCACAGCGAAGAAUAGCCAGAAUUCAGCAAAUCGAAAAGGACAUACUUCGUAUACGACAGCUUUUACAGUCCCAAGCAACAGAAGCAGAGAGGUCAUCUCAGAACAAGCAUGAAACUGGCUCACAUGAUGCUGAGCGGCAGAAUGAAGGUCAAGGAGUGGGAGAAAUCAACAUGGCAACUUCUGGUAAUGGUCAGGGUUCAGCUACACGAGUGGACCACGAAACAGCCAGUGUUUUGAGUUCUAGUAGCACACACUCUGCACCUCGAAGGCUGACAAGUCAUCUGGGAACCAAGGUGGAAAUGGUGUAUUCAUUGUUGUCAAUGCUUGGUACUCAUGAUAAGGAUGAUAUGUCGCGAACUUUGCUAGCUAUGUCUAGCUCCCAAGACAGCUGUAUAUCCAUGCGACAGUCUGGAUGUCUUCCUCUCCUCAUCCAGCUUUUACAUGGCAAUGACAAAGACUCUGUAUUGUUGGGAAAUUCCCGGGGCAGUAAAGAGGCUCGGGCCAGGGCCAGUGCAGCACUCCACAACAUCAUUCACUCACAGCCUGAUGACAAGAGAGGCAGGCGUGAAAUCCGAGUCCUUCAUCUUUUGGAACAGAUACGCGCUUACUGUGAAACCUGUUGGGAGUGGCAGGAAGCUCAUGAACAAGGCAUGGACCAGGACAAAAAUCCAAUGCCAGCUCCUGUUGAACAUCAGAUCUGUCCUGCUGUGUGUGUUCUAAUGAAACUUUCAUUUGAUGAAGAGCAUAGACAUGCAAUGAAUGAACUAGGUAGGAAGGCUACCCGGGGCAUUUCAUCACAGGAGCUAGGGCAGGGGCUUUCAGGGGGACUACAGGCCAUUGCAGAAUUAUUGCAAGUGGACUGUGAAAUGUAUGGGCUUACUAAUGACCACUACAGUAUUACACUAAGACGAUAUGCUGGAAUGGCUUUGACAAACUUGACUUUCGGAGAUGUAGCCAACAAGGCUACGCUAUGCUCUAUGAAAGGCUGCAUGAGAGCACUUGUGGCCCAACUAAAAUCUGAAAGUGAAGACUUACAGCAGGUUAUUGCAAGUGUUUUGAGGAAUUUGUCUUGGCGAGCAGAUGUAAAUAGUAAGAAGACAUUGCGGGAAGUUGGAAGUGUGAAAGCAUUGAUGGAAUGUGCUUUAGAAGUUAAAAAGGAAUCAACCCUCAAAAGCGUAUUGAGUGCCUUAUGGAAUUUGUCAGCACAUUGCACUGAGAAUAAAGCUGAUAUAUGUGCUGUAGAUGGUGCACUUGCAUUUUUGGUUGGCACUCUUACUUACCGGAGCCAGACAAACACUUUAGCCAUUAUUGAAAGUGGAGGUGGGAUAUUACGGAAUGUGUCCAGCUUGAUAGCUACAAAUGAGGACCACAGGCAAAUCCUAAGAGAGAACAACUGUCUACAAACUUUAUUACAACACUUAAAAUCUCAUAGUUUGACAAUAGUCAGUAAUGCAUGUGGAACUUUGUGGAAUCUCUCAGCAAGAAAUCCUAAAGACCAGGAAGCAUUAUGGGACAUGGGGGCAGUUAGCAUGCUCAAGAACCUCAUUCAUUCAAAGCACAAAAUGAUUGCUAUGGGAAGUGCUGCAGCUUUAAGGAAUCUCAUGGCAAAUAGGCCUACGAAGUACAAAGAUGCCAAUAUUAUGUCUCCCGGCUCAAGCGUGCCAUCUCUUCAUGUUAGGAAACAAAAAGCCCUAGAAGCAGAAUUAGAUGCUCAGCAUUUAUCAGAAACUUUUGACAAUAUAGACAAUUUAAGUCCCAAGGCAUCUCAUCGUAGUAAGCAAAGACACAAGCAAAGUCUCUAUGGUGAUUUUGUUUUUGACACCAAUCGACAUGAUGAUAAUAGGUCAGACAAUUUUAAUACUGGCAACAUGACUGUCCUUUCACCAUAUUUGAAUACUACAGUGUUACCCAGCUCCUCUUCAUCAAGAGGAAGCUUAGAUAGUUCUCGUUCUGAAAAAGAUAGAAGUUUGGAUAGAGAACGAGGAAUUGGUCUAGGCAACUACCAUCCAGCAACAGAAAAUCCAGGAACCUCUUCAAAGCGAGGUUUGCAGCUCUCCACCACUGCAGCCCAGAUUGCCAAAGUCAUGGAAGAAGUGUCAGCCAUUCAUACCUCUCAGGAAGACAGAAGUUCUGGGUCUACCACUGAAUUACAUUGUGUGACAGAUGAGAGAAAUGCACUUAGAAGAAGCUCUGCUGCCCAUACACAUUCAAGCACUUACAAUUUCAGUAAGUCAGAAAAUUCAAAUAGGACAUGUUCUAUGCCUUAUGCCAAAUUAGAAUACAAGAGAUCUUCAAAUGAUAGUUUAAAUAGUGUCAGUAGUAGUGAUGGUUAUGGUAAAAGAGGUCAAAUGAAACCCUCAAUUGAAUCCUAUUCUGAAGAUGAUGAAAGUAAGUUUUGCAGUUAUGGUCAAUACCCAGCCGACCUAGCCCAUAAAAUACAUAGUGCAAAUCAUAUGGAUGAUAAUGAUGGAGAACUAGAUACACCAAUAAAUUAUAGUCUUAAAUAUUCAGAUGAGCAGUUAAACUCUGGAAGGCAAAGUCCUUCACAGAAUGAAAGAUGGGCAAGACCCAAACACAUAAUAGAAGAUGAACUAAAACAAAGUGAGCAAAGACAAUCAAGGAAUCAAAGUACAACUUACCCUGUUUAUACUGAGAGCACUGAUGAUAAACACCUCAAGUUCCAACCACAUUUUGGACAGCAGGAAUGUGUUUCUCCAUACAGAUCACGGGGAGCCAAUGGUUCAGAAACAAAUCGAGUGGGUUCUAAUCAUGGAAUUAAUCAAAAUGUAAGCCAGUCUUUGUGUCAAGAAGAUGACUAUGAAGAUGAUAAGCCUACCAACUAUAGUGAACGUUACUCUGAAGAAGAACAGCAUGAAGAAGAAGAGAGACCAACAAAUUAUAGCAUAAAAUAUAAUGAAGAGAAACAUCAUGUGGAUCAGCCUAUUGAUUAUAGUUUAAAAUAUGCCACAGAUAUUCCUUCAUCACAGAAACAGUCAUUUUCAUUCUCAAAGAGUUCAUCUGGACAAAGCACUAAAACUGAACAUAUGUCUUCAAGCAGUGAGAAUACGUCCACACCUUCAUCUAAUGCAAAGAGGCAGAAUCAGCUCCAUCCAAGUUCUGCACAGAGUAGAAGUGGUCAGACUCAAAAGGCUGCCACUUGCAAAGUUUCUUCUAUUAACCAAGAAACAAUACAGACUUAUUGUGUAGAAGAUACUCCAAUAUGUUUUUCAAGAUGUAGUUCAUUGUCAUCUUUGUCAUCGGCUGAAGAUGAAAUAGGAUGUGACCAGAGGACACAGGAAGCAGAUUCUGCUAACACCCUGCAAGUAGUAGAAAUAAAAGAAAAGAUUGGAACUAGAUCAACUGAAGAUCCUGUGAGCGAAGUUCCAGCAGUGUCGCAGCACACUAGAACCAAAUCCAGCAGACUGCAGUGUUCUAGUUUAUCUUCAGAAUCAGCCAGGCACAAAGCUGUUGAAUUUUCUUCAGGAGCAAAAUCUCCCUCCAAAAGUGGUGCUCAGACACCCAAGAGUCCACCUGAACACUAUGUUCAGGAGACUCCACUCAUGUUUAGCAGAUGUACUUCUGUCAGUUCACUUGAUAGUUUUGAGAGUCGUUCGAUUGCCAGCUCCGUUCAGAGUGAACCAUGCAGUGGAAUGGUAAGUGGCAUUAUAAGCCCCAGUGAUCUUCCAGAUAGCCCUGGACAAACCAUGCCACCAAGCAGAAGUAAAACCCCUCCACCACCUCCUCAAACAGCUCAAACCAAGCGAGAAGUACCAAAAAAUAAAGCACCUACUGCUGAAAAGAGAGAGAGUGGACCUAAGCAAGCUGCAGUAAAUGCUGCAGUUCAGAGGGUCCAGGUUCUUCCAGAUGCUGAUACUUUAUUACAUUUUGCCACGGAAAGUACUCCAGAUGGAUUUUCUUGUUCAUCCAGCCUGAGUGCUCUGAGCCUCGAUGAGCCAUUUAUACAGAAAGAUGUGGAAUUAAGAAUAAUGCCUCCAGUUCAGGAAAAUGACAAUGGGAAUGAAACAGAAUCAGAGCAGCCUAAAGAAUCAAAUGAAAACCAAGAGAAAGAGGCAGAAAAAACUAUUGAUUCUGAAAAGGACCUAUUAGAUGAUUCAGAUGAUGAUGAUAUUGAAAUACUAGAAGAAUGUAUUAUUUCUGCCAUGCCAACAAAGUCAUCACGUAAAGCAAAAAAGCCAGCCCAGACUGCUUCAAAAUUACCUCCACCUGUGGCAAGGAAACCAAGUCAGCUGCCUGUGUACAAACUUCUACCAUCACAAAACAGGUUGCAACCCCAAAAGCAUGUUAGUUUUACACCGGGAGAUGAUAUGCCACGGGUGUAUUGUGUAGAAGGGACACCUAUAAACUUUUCCACAGCUACAUCUCUAAGUGAUCUAACAAUAGAAUCCCCUCCAAAUGAGUUAGCUGCUGGAGAAGGAGUUAGAGGAGGGGCACAGUCAGGUGAAUUUGAAAAACGAGAUACCAUUCCUACAGAAGGCAGAAGUACAGAUGAGGCUCAAGGAGGAAAAACCUCGUCUGUAACCAUACCUGAAUUGGAUGACAAUAAAACAGAGGAAGGUGAUAUUCUUGCAGAAUGCAUUAAUUCUGCUAUGCCCAAAGGGAAAAGUCACAAGCCUUUCCGUGUGAAAAAGAUAAUGGACCAGGUCCAGCAAGCAUCUGCAUCUUCCUCUGCACCCAACAAAAAUCAGUUAGAUGGUAAGAAAAAGAAACCAACUUCACCAGUAAAACCUAUACCACAAAAUACUGAAUAUAGGACACGUGUAAGAAAAAAUGCAGACUCAAAAAAUAAUUUAAAUGCCGAGAGAGUUUUCUCAGACAACAAAGAUUCAAAGAAACAGAAUUUGAAAAAUAAUUCCAAGGACUUCAAUGAUAAGCUGCCAAAUAAUGAAGAUAGAGUCAGAGGAAGUUUUGCUUUUGAUUCACCUCAUCAUUACACACCUAUUGAAGGAACUCCUUACUGUUUUUCACGAAAUGAUUCUUUGAGUUCUCUAGAUUUUGAUGAUGAUGAUGUUGACCUUUCCAGGGAAAAGGCUGAAUUAAGAAAGGCAAAAGAAAAUAAGGAAUCAGAAGCUAAAGUUACCAGCCACACGGAACUAACCUCCAACCAACAAUCAGCUAAUAAGACACAAGCUAUUGCAAAGCAGCCAAUAAAUCGAGGUCAGCCUAAACCCAUACUUCAGAAACAAUCCACUUUUCCCCAGUCAUCCAAAGACAUACCAGACAGAGGGGCAGCAACUGAUGAAAAGUUACAGAAUUUUGCUAUUGAAAAUACUCCAGUUUGCUUUUCUCAUAAUUCCUCUCUGAGUUCUCUCAGUGACAUUGACCAAGAAAACAACAACAAUAAAGAAAAUGAACCUAUCAAAGAGACUGAGCCCACUGACUCACAGGGAGAACCAAGUAAACCUCAAGCAUCAGGCUAUGCUCCUAAAUCGUUUCAUGUUGAAGAUACCCCAGUUUGUUUCUCAAGAAACAGUUCUCUCAGUUCUCUUAGUAUUGACUCUGAAGAUGACCUGUUGCAGGAAUGUAUAAGCUCCGCAAUGCCAAAAAAGAAAAAGCCUUCAAGACUCAAGGGUGAUAAUGAAAAACAUAGUCCCAGAAAUAUGGGUGGCAUAUUAGCUGAAGAUCUGACACUUGAUUUGAAAGAUAUACAGAGACCAGAUUCAGAACAUGGUCUAUCCCCUGAUUCAGAAAAUUUUGAUUGGAAAGCUAUUCAGGAAGGUGCAAAUUCCAUAGUAAGUAGUUUACAUCAAGCUGCUGCUGCUGCAUGUUUAUCUAGACAAGCUUCGUCUGAUUCAGAUUCCAUCCUUUCCCUGAAAUCAGGAAUCUCUCUGGGAUCACCAUUUCAUCUUACACCUGAUCAAGAAGAAAAACCCUUUACAAGUAAUAAAGGCCCACGAAUUCUAAAACCAGGGGAGAAAAGUACAUUGGAAACUAAAAAGAUAGAAUCUGAAAGUAAAGGAAUCAAAGGAGGAAAAAAAGUUUAUAAAAGUUUGAUUACUGGAAAAGUUCGAUCUAAUUCAGAAAUUUCAGGCCAAAUGAAACAGCCCCUUCAAGCAAACAUGCCUUCAAUCUCUCGAGGCAGGACAAUGAUUCAUAUUCCAGGAGUUCGAAAUAGCUCCUCAAGUACAAGUCCUGUUUCUAAAAAAGGCCCACCCCUUAAGACUCCAGCCUCCAAAAGCCCUAGUGAAGGUCAAACGGCCACCACUUCUCCUAGAGGAGCCAAACCAUCUGUGAAAUCAGAAUUAAGCCCUGUUGCCAGGCAGACAUCCCAAAUAGGUGGGUCAAGUAAAGCACCUUCUAGAUCAGGAUCUAGAGAUUCAACCCCUUCAAGACCUGCCCAGCAACCAUUAAGUAGACCUAUACAGUCUCCUGGCCGAAACUCAAUUUCCCCUGGUAGAAAUGGAAUAAGUCCUCCUAACAAAUUAUCUCAACUUCCAAGGACAUCAUCCCCUAGUACUGCUUCAACUAAGUCCUCAGGUUCUGGAAAAAUGUCAUAUACAUCUCCAGGUAGACAGAUGAGCCAACAGAACCUUACCAAACAAACAGGUUUAUCCAAGAAUGCCAGUAGUAUUCCAAGAAGUGAGUCUGCCUCCAAAGGACUAAAUCAGAUGAAUAAUGGUAAUGGAGCCAAUAAAAAGGUAGAACUUUCUAGAAUGUCUUCAGCUAAAUCAAGUGGAAGUGAAUCUGAUCGAUCAGAAAGACCUGUAUUAGUACGCCAGUCAACUUUCAUCAAAGAAGCUCCAAGCCCAACCUUAAGAAGAAAGUUGGAGGAAUCUGCUUCAUUUGAAUCUCUUUCUCCAUCAUCUAGACCAGCUUCUCCCACUAGGUCCCAGGCACAAACUCCAGUUUUAAGUCCUUCCCUUCCUGAUAUGUCUCUAUCUACACAUUCGUCUGUUCAGGCUGGUGGAUGGCGAAAACUCCCACCUAAUCUCAGUCCCACUAUAGAGUAUAAUGAUGGAAGACCAGCAAAGCGCCAUGAUAUUGCACGGUCUCAUUCUGAAAGUCCUUCUAGACUUCCAAUCAAUAGGUCAGGAACCUGGAAACGUGAGCACAGCAAACAUUCAUCAUCCCUUCCUCGAGUAAGCACUUGGAGAAGAACUGGAAGUUCAUCUUCAAUUCUUUCUGCUUCAUCAGAAUCCAGUGAAAAAGCAAAAAGUGAGGAUGAAAAACAUGUGAACUCUAUUUCAGGAACCAAACAAAGUAAAGAAAACCAAGUAUCCGCAAAAGGAACAUGGAGAAAAAUAAAAGAAAAUGAAAUUUCUCCCACAAAUAGUACUUCUCAGACCGUUUCCUCAGGUGCUACAAAUGGUGCUGAAUCAAAGACUCUAAUUUAUCAAAUGGCACCUGCUGUUUCUAAAACAGAGGAUGUUUGGGUGAGAAUUGAGGACUGUCCCAUUAACAAUCCUAGAUCUGGAAGAUCUCCCACAGGUAAUACUCCCCCUGUGAUUGACAGUGUUUCAGAAAAGGGAAAUCCAAACAUUAAAGAUUCAAAAGAUAAUCAGGCAAAACAAAAUGUGGGUAAUGGCAGUGUUCCCAUGCGUACCGUGGGUUUGGAAAAUCGCCUGAACUCCUUUAUUCAGGUAGAUGCCCCUGACCAAAAAGGAACUGAGACAAAACCAGGACAAAAUAAUCCUGUCCCUGUAUCAGAGACUAAUGAAAGUUCUAUAGUGGAACGUACCCCAUUCAGUUCUAGCAGCUCAAGCAAACACAGUUCACCUAGUGGGACUGUUGCUGCCAGAGUGACUCCUUUUAAUUACAACCCAAGCCCUAGGAAAAGCAGCGCAGAUAGCACUUCAGCUCGGCCAUCUCAAAUCCCAACUCCAGUGAAUAACAACACAAAGAAGCGAGAUUCCAAAACUGACAGCACAGAAUCCAGUGGAACCCAAAGUCCUAAGCGCCAUUCUGGGUCUUACCUUGUGACAUCCGUUUAAAAGAGCAGAAGAAUGAAACUAAGAAAAUUGUAUGUUGAUUACAACUGCUAUAUAGACAUUUUGUUUCAAAUGAAACUUUAAAAGACUGAAAAAUUUUGUAAAUAGGUUUGAUUCUUGUUAGAGGGUUUUUGUUCUGGAAGCCAUAUCUGAUAGUAUACUUUGUCUUCACUGGUCUUAUUUUGGGAGGCACUCUUGAUGGUUAGGAAAAAAAUAGUAAAGCCAAGUAUGCUUGUACAGUAUGUUUUACAUGUAUUUAAAGUAGCAUCCCAUCCCAACUUCCUUUAAUUAUUGCUUGUCUUAAAAUAAUGAACACUACAGAUAGAAAAUAUGAUAUAUUGCUGUUAUCAAUCAUUUCUAGAUUAUAAACUGACUAAACUUACAUCAGGGAAAAAUUGGUAUUUAUGCAAAAAAAAGUUUUUGUCCUUGUGAGUCCAUCUAACAUCAUAAUUAAUCAUGUGGCUGUGAAAUUCACAGUAAUAUGGUUCCCGAUGAACAAGUUUACCCAGCCUGCUUUGCUUUACUGCAUGAAUGAAACUGAUGGUUCAAUUUCAGAAGUAAUGAUUAACAGUUAUGUGGUCACAUGAUGUGCAUAGAGAUAGCUACAGUGUAAUAAUUUACACUAUUUUGUGCUCAAAACAAAAAUCUGUAACUGUAAAACAUUGAAUGAAACUAUUUUACCUGAACUAGAUUUUAUCUGAAAGUAGGUAGAAUUUUUGCUAUGCUGUAAUUUGUUGUAUAUCCUGGUAUUUGAGGUGAGAUGGCUGCUCUUUUAUUAAUGAGACAUGAAUUGUGUCUCAACAGAAACUAAAUGAACAUUUCAGAAUAAAUUAUUGCUGUAUGUAAACUAUUACUGAAAUCGGUAUUUGUUUAAAGGGUCUUGUUUCACAUUUGUAUUAAUUGUUUAAAAGGCCUCUUUUAAAAGCUUAUAUAAAUUUUUUUUCUUCAGCUUCUAUGCAUUAAGAGUAAAAUUCCUUUUACUGUAAUAAAAACAAUUGAAGAAGACUGUUGCCAUUUAACCAUUCCAUGCGUUGGCACUUAUCCAUUCCUGAAAUUUCUUUUAUGUGAUUAGCUCAUCUUGAUUUUUAAUAUUUUUCCACUUGGGCCGGGCGUGGUGGCUCACGCUUGUAAUCCCAGCACUUUGGGAGGCCGAGGCGGGUGGAUGACAAGGUCAGGAGAUCAAGACCACGGUGAAACCCCGUCUCUACUAAAAGUACAAAAAAUUAGCCGGGCGUGGUGGCGGGUGCCUGUAGUCCCAGCUACUCGGAGAGGCUGAGGCAGGAGAAUGGCGUGAACCCGGGAGGCGGAGCUUGCCGUGAGCUGAGAUUGCGCCACUGCACUCCAGCCUCGGUGACAGAGCGAGACUCCAUCUCAAAAAAAAAAAAAAAAAAAAUAUUUUUCCACUUAAACUUUUUUUUCUUACUCCACUGGAGCUCAGUAAAAGUAAAUUCAUAUAAUAGCAAUGUAAACAGCCUAGCACAGACUAAGCAUUGAACAUAAUAGGCCCACAUAAUUUCCUUUUUCUUAAUAUUAUACAAUUCUGUACUUGAAAUUGAUUCUUAGACAUUGUAGUCUCUUCGAAGCUUUACAAUGUAAACUGUCUUGCCCCUUCAUCUUUUUGUUGCAACUGGGUCUGACAUGAACACUUUUUAUCACCCUGUAUGUUAGGGCAAAAUUUCAGCAGUGAAGUACAAUCAGCACUUUGCCAUGCUCAGAAAAUUCAAAUCACAUGGAACUUUAGAGGUAGAUUUAAUACAAUUAAGAUAUUCAGAAGUAUAUUUUAAAAUCCCUGCCUGUUAAGGAAACUUUGUUUGUGGUAGGUACAGUUCUGGGGUACAUGUUAAGUGUCCCCUUACACAAUGGAGGGAAGUCUUCCUUCCUGAAGAAAAAUAAACUGACACUUAUUAACUAAGAUAAUUUACUUAAUAUAUCUUCCCUGAUUUGUUCUAAAAGAUCACAGAGUGACUGUGAUGACACAUGCACACAUAUUUGUUGAAUAAAUGAAAAUUUAUUUUUAGUGAUAGAUACAUACACUCUGUAUUUGGGGAGGGAAAACCUUUUUAAGCAUGGUGGGACACUCAGGGAGAUAAGAGAGGAGUGAAUACACCUACCUGGUGCCUUGAAAAUCACAUCAAGUAGGUAAUUACCCCUUACGUGUGUUUAUAACUUCUAGGUAAUGAGAAUGAUUUUUUUAAAGCUAAAAUGCCAGUAAAUAAAAGUGCUAUGACUUGAGCUAAGGUAUUUGACUCCAAUGCCUAUGCUGUGUCUACUGCACCACUUUGUAAACACUUCAGUUUACUAUCUUUGAAAUGAUUGACCUUCAAAUUUUUGCCAAAUGUUAUCUGAAAUUGUCUAUGAAUACGAUCUACUUCUGUUGUUCUCCAAGGCUUCCAUAAACAAUGGAGAUACAUGCAUAUAUGUCGUACUGGUUUCCUUUCAUUUUUUGAUUUUCUAUUUCUAAUUUUCUGAAUUACUGCUUGCCAGUUUUUGCAAACCAAGUACUUCUAUGGAAAGAGAUGGAUGUUAAUUAGAUAAACUUGCCUUUUAAUUCAAAUAAGGAAGAAAAUAUAAAUGCUGAAAAUGAAGAGUUAAUUCCACAUGCCAGAAAAGUGGAAUUUUUGUAGGCAACACUGACUGGGAGCAGGGCCAGUCUACCCAUUGAAGUAAAGACUGCUGGAUGAGGCCCUCUAUUAGAGAUAGUGGUUCUGAAUUAGUAAAGGGGCAAAUCUCAAUUCUAAUUAUAGAUGUUCACAGGGUGCUGCUAUAAUCGAUAGCAGGCCAAAUAUUCCCAGUUUAUGCUUGUUAACAAAUGGCAUACUAAGCCCAGUGUUGGGAAUUAGUAAAGAGUUACGAUGCCUGUUUAGAGAGGAGUGGGAGAGGGAGAGUUACCUAUCAUAAGGCACUUCAAAGGAGUGCGUUGGGAUACCAGGAGUGCUUACCAAGACAUAGCUGGGCCAUACCCCUAGUUUGAUUCACGAGGUUUGGAAUGGGGCCCAAGAACUUGCAUAUCUGACAAGUUCAAAGGUGAGGCUAAUGCUGCUGGUCUGGAGACCACACUUUGAGAAUUACUACCCUAAGUUACCACAGUGAAGCUCCUUGAGUGGUUGCCUUCAGCUCUAGCGAUUCCUCCCAACAACUGGACCCUUAAUCUUGACAAAGUAUACCAACAGAUAAAAGACUUCCCCUAGGCAUAAAAGAUUUCAGUAUUGAGCCAUCCAGUUUGAUAAUGCUCAUCUCAACUCCUGACAGCAGACAAACUUAGCCAGACACGAACGAACAGGUAAUUCUAAAGACGACGAUAUUUGAAGGAUCAGUUAAUGUUCCCUUUGAGACUGUCAUUAUAAAAAGCAGUAACUUCAGCAAAGAUCUAAUCUGAAUUUUCAAUCAGAUUAAAAGAGACUAUGAAAAGGGAAUUUUGAGAUGAGAAAAGGAUGAUUUCAGAUGAAAAUAUGCAGUUUUUUAAUAUACAGUGGAAGUGAUCAAUAAUUAGCAAAUAAGAUAUUUGAGGACAACUUUACAAAUUACCAGGGUAAUGAAAAGGAAGUAAUCAAAGAUAAGCCCCAUAAGGAUCAAAUAGCUCUGUAAGUACAGUAAAAGGUUUGUUGAUUAAAAUAUGGAUCAUGUUGCCACGGGUUAAUUACAUGAAAGGAUGAAUCUCUUGCGGAGGAUGGAAGCCAGUUGCACAAUAUCUGAAUAUAUGUUAUCCCAGGGUUUCUUGGAAACUAAGGAAAAAAGCAGAGCACCAGAAAUGCAAAAAGUAAAUUGCCCAUAGCUAAAGAAACACGCCGAGUAGUCAGAUCAUUAAAAUUUAUGAAAAUUAUUUUUCAAAAGACAUGGUGGCUGAAACUAUAAUUUUUUUCCUUUCUAAUAAGUGUAUUUUCCUCAUAUUUCACUGACUGAAAAUUUAAAAAUCACUUUGUAAUGUUGAAACCUAUAGACUGUGGCUCCUGUAAACCCCAGGUCAUUUUCCUGCCAUUCUUAUAACUCAUCUAUAAAAGUAUAUUCUGCUUUUUGUUAGGCCAUUGAUGCUUUUUUCAACCUGUACGUUCUAUGUAUAUAAUAUUGUUCUUGGUGCUAAAUACACUUUCUUUUCUCUGA
Messenger RNA from Symphalangus syndactylus (siamang), 12928 nucleotides. It is a transcript of the gene APC, whose product is annotated as APC regulator of Wnt signaling pathway. Gene Ontology annotation, molecular function: beta-catenin binding; microtubule binding; gamma-catenin binding. Gene Ontology annotation, biological process: negative regulation of canonical Wnt signaling pathway; cell migration; Wnt signaling pathway. The record is from RefSeq and is a predicted model, not a curated record. Gene Ontology annotation, cellular component: beta-catenin destruction complex; cytoplasmic microtubule; catenin complex. Lineage: Eukaryota; Metazoa; Chordata; Mammalia; Primates; Hylobatidae.